Messenger RNA from Aspergillus udagawae, 216 nucleotides. RefSeq lists its product as uncharacterized. Lineage: Eukaryota; Fungi; Ascomycota; Eurotiomycetes; Eurotiales; Aspergillaceae. The record is from RefSeq and is a predicted model, not a curated record. The coding region runs from base 1 to 216 and encodes 71 amino acids. The transcript is spliced from 2 exons.
AUGGACGUUCCAGAACCAGGGCUCAUCUGCAAGGGAAUCUCGUUGGUGAUGGACACCAGUAUCAUCCUCAGGGGCAGGGCUGCGAAGUUGCUGAAUCAAGAGAUUCAAGGCUUGGGUAUAGUAUUUGGUGGCGACCGGCACCCAGAUUUCUCCGGAGGCCACGAGGCCCAGCUGUCUUGCCGUGAAGGCACAGACGCAGGUAAGAAGCAGCUCUGA